AUGGACUCGCUUGUCUCGCACUCACUCGAAAGGUCCCCUCUAGAGGAGCUCUCCUCACCUCUCCUCACUAGACUACCUCAUCCUCCACCACCGAUCAGCAGUUUCAAGAGGCUCAGCCGAUCGAGUCGAGCAAGGAGAUCAUCUCUCUCCUCCUCAAUAGAUGGGGAAUCUAUGGCCCAAACCAACGAGUGCAUAGAUCUUCGGAAGGAGUUGGUGGGUGAGAGGGAAGGGAGGCAACGGGCGGAGUCGCUGGUAAGGCAGUUGAAGACGCAACUGAGAGAAUCCAAAGGGAAAAAAAUUUCAAGUGAUGAAAAGGAUAAGAAAAUCGAUAGGUUGGUCCGUCGAUUAUCUGUGGUAGUAACAGAAUUAGGGGAGGUUCGGAAGCAAGCUGAAGGGAAGGAGGCGACGCAGGAGAACGCUCGCAAGGAGAUAGCCAAUGUAAAGCAAGUUGCAGCUCGAGAGCGAUCUCAACAAUUGCAAGCACUCGCUGACCUACGGCACGCCUCUACAGAGAGGAUCGCUGAGCUCACUGCAAAGUGUGGGAAGUUGGAGGAGGCUGUAGCUGACGAGGAAGGGCGCAAGGAGGAAAUUGAAAAGCAGCGUGAGCGAAUCGUCGCGAUGGAGAUUGUCAUUGAAAGUUUGACGCAAGAAGGGAAGGAGCAGAUGGAGGCCAACCGCUUGCUGCGGCAAAAUAUGCAAAUUUUAGAGGAGAAAUUAAGUACAGUUGAGGAGGAAAAGAAAAAGGAGAUUAACGUGGUGAAGUCGCAAGAAGCGGAGCGAACGAAUGAGCUGCUCGAGCGUAUUGGAGUCAUGGAAGGAGAGCUGGAGGAGAGGGAGGGUCGCUUUAGAGUUAACGAGGAGGAAGUGAAGACGGCGAAGGAAGAGGUGGAUGAGAUGAAAAUUGAACUGGAUAAGGUGUAUGCGGAAUUGUCGGUACUGAGGCGACAAGUGGAGUUAGAGGAAAAAAGGAGGGUAGCAGUAGAGGAGCGGUAUGAGAAAUUGAAGGCUGCUGAGAUGAAGAGGUUGGGAGAGGUGUCAUCACUCAAGUUGGAGUUGGUGGAAGUUCGGGAAGCUCUAGCGCUGUCGGAGGCUAAGACAGAGAGUCUCGCGAGGGAGCUGGAGGAUGCAGCCCGCGAUGGUAGUGAUGACCACGACCACGCGAUAACACCGAUGGAGAUGAUAAUUGAUGAUAAGGAGGAAGAAGAGGAGGAAGCUCUCGUAGAGCCCGUUGCCUUUGCUCGCAUGGAUUCCCCUAGGACCCCUGGGGUUGGGGUUAGCAGUAGUGUGAAGAGGAGGAGGCGGCUGAGGAGAGUCUCGGCUCCACUGCUGGAUGCGGCAGUUGGGAACUAUAAUAAUAAUCUUAUUGCUGAAUUGAAGGGAGAGGUAACCGACAUCACGGCACAGCUCAUGAAGACGAUCGGGCAGCUUCGGGCGAGUGAGGAGGGGAGAGAUUCAGUUGAAGCGAAGUUGGAGAGGGUGGAAAUGGAGUUGGCCGAGGAAAGGGAGAGAAUUGAGGAAAUGAAGGGAGAAGUGAAUACCAAAACUAGAGAACUUGCAUCGCUCCGCUCAACGGUGCUCGAUACGGAGUCCACCGCAGCCCGGGAGGCAGCAAAGACGGGCGUUGCUCAGCAGGAGGCGACGGAGAAGAUACGUAUGUUGGAGAUUCGCCUCACUAUGCAGGAUCAGACUUUGGCUGCUAUGGCCGAACAGUGCGACAAGUGGAGACUACAAAGCGAGCAUUCACAAUCACAAGUUUCCGCCAGGGAGUUGGAGCUGAACUCUAUGGGGGUUUCGCUGAAGGAGUGGAAGAGUCGAGCGGCGGAGCUCUCGGAAGAUCUCGCCACCGCUGGGGACUCAUUGGUUAACGCUGAGACUAACAUGCUUGAUUUACAGUUCAAAGUGUCCUAUUACGAGACCCUCCAGUGUCAGCAGGAGGCAGCUGUGGUUGUGGCCAGGGCGUGUGUUGUUGGUGUGUUGAGAGCUGCUGAGAAGGAGAGGGCUCGAGAGGCUGCAUCUAGUGCGGAACUACUCCGAUUAGCCGAAUGUGAGGCGGCCCGGGUGAAGGAGGAAGCUGCUGAGCUGGUGGUCGCGGUGGAGGGUAUGCGGCGUGAAAAGGAGGAGGUGGAGGGGCUUAGAGAGCUGAUGUUAAUCGAAGAAGUGUCGAGACUUGAGAUUUGUAUGAAGGAAUACAACAAAGUGAAGGUGGACUUGGACGCAGAAUUGGAAAAGGCGAUGGGGAAGAUUGCUGAGCUUGAGGCUGAGAUAGAGAUACUCCGAACAACGGGUCUGUGUGCUGAGCAGCGUCAAGUGCUUGAGAGAGAAAUUGAAGAGACGAACAGGACACUGCAAGAGGCCCUAGGGGAUCUGUCUUCCACUCGAGCUGAUCUUGAGAGUGCUACUGAGGAGGUUGGCCGGUGCCACAAGAUGAUGGAGCACUUUGAGAUGAAGGUUAUCACCGCGGCGGAUUCGGGAGGGAGGCAGCUCCCACAGAGCAAGAGGGUCCAUUACGUUCAGCAUCUGAGACGUGAAAUCAACAGUUUAUAUGAAGAAAACAAACGCCUGAGGAAUGAGAGGCAGAAUUUUGAGGCUCAGCUCUUAAUGAGUACACGCCGGUCAUCAACUGGGCAAGGAGUCCCAUCUCCAGCGGCAUGUAACUCACACACUCCUGGGCGAACACCUCGUAAAGGACCUAUCCCACCCCGUACGCCUAGGACGCCAAUGGGAAUGGCCGCCGCUGAGUUGGCAAGACGGAAGAAGAAGACUGAGGAGGCGAAGGUUAAUGAAAGGCAUAGACAGCGAUUGCUCUCCGAACGCCUUAUGCUUCUCGGUCGAGUACGCGGUGCCUUGAAAAAGUCUGACGCUUCUUCUCAAAGUCUACGGACUCUCCUGGAGAACAUUCAUGACAUUCUUGCCGCAAAGGAUGCUACAUUAUCGUAGUUGACAAUAUUAGGACGUUUCUAGAGUUGAACCGUAUAUCUGUCUGAUAUGUAGCAUGUAGUUUCAUUAUAUCGCAGCACGUGAAAAUGCAGAGAAAAUUCCGCGGCCGGGAAUUGAACCCGGGUCUCCUGCGUGACAGGCAGGAAUACUCACCACUAUACUACCGCGGACUUAUGAUUAUUAUGUAAUUUUUUAUGUGUAGUGGUCCAACUGUAAAUUACCAACUUGCUCAUUACAACUCACUUCCAUGCUGGAUACAAUUA
This is a messenger RNA of Perkinsus marinus ATCC 50983, 3200 nucleotides long. Its product is annotated as liver stage antigen 3, putative. Lineage: Eukaryota; Perkinsozoa; Perkinsida; Perkinsidae. Bases 1 to 2937 code for a protein of 978 amino acids. The record is from RefSeq and is a predicted model, not a curated record. The transcript has 20 exons.